This is a messenger RNA of Owenia fusiformis, 333 nucleotides long. Lineage: Eukaryota; Metazoa; Annelida; Polychaeta; Sabellida; Oweniidae. The record is from the annotation of a GenBank genome assembly.
GAAACCUUGGACAAUGGGAAGCCAUUUGUGGAUGCAUACGAUGAUGGUAAAUGCGCUGUUCAAGAGCUGCGUUAUUACGCAGGAUGGGCUGACAAAAUUGUGGGACAAACUAUCCCAGUUGAUGGGAACUUUUUCUGUUACACUCGUCACGAACCCAUUGGAGUUGUUGGAGCUAUUAUUCCUUGGAACUUCCCCGUCUUCAUUCUGACACAGAAGUUGGGACCCAUACUAGCAGCCGGAUGUUGCUCAGUCAUAAAGCCUGCAGAACAAACUCCUCUGACAACUCUUUACAUGGCGUCACUCAUCAAAGAGGCAGGGUUUCCCCCAGGGGUA